Molecule: messenger RNA, 10916 nt
Organism: Episyrphus balteatus (marmalade hoverfly)
Lineage: Eukaryota; Metazoa; Arthropoda; Insecta; Diptera; Syrphidae
Product: cubilin homolog
Exons: 24
Coding region: 522-10916 (3464 amino acids)
Molecular function (GO): calcium ion binding
Source: RefSeq, a predicted model, not a curated record
AGUGACAAAAUCUCAAAGAAAAAAUUAAAAAAAUAAUAAAAUCAAAUAGUUUAAAUUUCAAAAGAAUUUAUUUAAUGUUUUUUUUUUUCAUCUAAGUUCUAUAAUGUUUUCGUCUUCUGAUGUAAUAAUUGAAUUUUUUCUUAAGCUUUCCGAACGCGUUCGGAAAUGUAUUAACCAGCCAGUCCCAUCGAAAUCACGAGCAGCCACAGAAACAAUUGAUAAUCUGUUACUCUGUGAAACGUAAAAUUGAACCGGGUCCUAAAUAAAAAUAGAAGAAAUUUGGCCAAAAUUCACGUCACACGGAGGAGAUUUCGUUUUCCAUUCAGCUCGUGAUAAAAAUAUAACACUACGUCUAAGUGAAAGUUCGAGUUUUCUUAUCAAUGACAUCAAUGUGAUAAAUUCAUUACAAAAAGCUUCAGAACAAAGUAAACCUACAGACGAAAUCAGUAUCGAAAAAUUACCCAUUCAAGUGCAAAUUUUAAAAACCGAUAUCCAAAGAUUUGCAAUUCGAUUGAGACGUUAUGAAAAUAGGUAAGAAUCUAUCAAUAUUGAAAAACAAAGUUUAUUUGUGUGUAUUUCGGAAAUUUAGGACCUCAUCGCUGUCCAUGAAUCGUGUGAUAACUUUUGAAACGCGAUUAAUGACACUCACGACUGAAGUGGAUCGAAUAAUUAGCAAGCUUUCAACUAACAAUUGUGAAUCGAUUCCUUGUAAAAAUGGUGGAACUUGUUAUAAUUUGUAUGAAGAUUUUAAUUGUGAAUGUCCCAAUGCUUGGACGGGCAAAACUUGUGAGACAGAUGUUGACGAGUGUCAAAAUUUUAACGGAACCGAUUCGGGUUGUCAAAAUAAUGGAGUUUGUAUAAAUUUACCAGGAAGUUAUCGAUGUAACUGUACAAAUGGUUUCCAUGGAGCUCACUGUCGCGAUCGUGUGGCUGAUUGUGUCAAAUCCAGACCUGGAGAGUUAUGUGGAAAGGGUCAAUGCAUUCCAGCAAAUAAUACCUUGGGCUAUCAGUGUUUGUGUGAUGCUGGGUGGAAAGUUGACAAUAUCACUCAGUCUUGCACGGUUGAUGUUAACGAAUGUCUAGAAUCGUUGGUUUCAUGUCAUACAAGUUGUAUCAACUUACCUGGAACCUUUGUUUGUGGACCUUGCCCAAAUGGAUACACUGGUAAUGGUGUCGUUUGUCGGGAUAUCAAUGAAUGCGAAAAGGAUAACGGAGGUUGUAGGAUGAUGCCGAAAGUCCGGUGUAUUAAUACCGAGGGAUCACAUCGAUGUGGAAAAUGUCCUCCAGGUUGGACAGGUGAUGGGACAUACUGUAGCCAGGCAGAAACUUAUUCAUGUGAGUCAACGAAUAUUUGUCAUCCACUGGCUAAAUGUCAGUAUAUUUCGAAUGUGAUGGUUUGCGUGUGUCCUGAAGGCCUGGUAGGCUCUGGAUAUGGCCAAAAAGGUUGUAGAUCGGGCUCAGCUAAUCCCUGCAAUGAACACAACUGUCAGAACGGUGGAACAUGUGUGAAUGUUGGUGGCAUGGCAACAUGCAUAUGUCGUGAUGGCUUUGAAUCUGCUCAUUGUGAAAUACAAAACAUAUGCUUAUCAAAUCCAUGUUUAAACGGUGGAACUUGUACCAAACACCACAACGAUACCAUUUGCGUUUGUCCUCGUGGAUACUCUGGCAAUUUAUGUCAAACCAGAAACGCAGUUUGUGGCAGUGUAAUAACUCAAGCUUCUGGUGACUUAACAAGUCCCACAGCACGUGGAAGUAACGUUUAUGGUCCAAAUCAGUCAUGCGCUUGGGUUAUUCGGACUGAUUUCGAUCUCAUUCUGAAUGUGACGUUUAGCCGUUUUGACAUUCAGUUUGAUGCAACAUGCAGCAAGGACUGGUUGCAAAUCAAUGAUGGCAAGUCUCUGUCAGCACCAGUAAUUGGACGAUUUUGUGGCAAUGAGUUACCAAAAGGAAGUGGUAACCUUCAAUCUUCUCAUAACACACUGUUUUUGUGGUUCCACACGGAUUAUGCUAUCAAUGGAACUGGGUUCGCUUUGAGUUGGACAAGUGUCACACCGAUUUGUGGUGGUCGCUUUAAUGUCGAUGAUCAAGCUCAUGGGGUCAUUAAAUCACCAGCUUAUCCUGGUAAAAGUCCACCAAAUCGUGAAUGUGAAUGGGAUAUAAUUGCUCCCUUAGGGAAACGUAUAUUGUUUCGGUUCUUCGAAGUGGUAAUGGACAACUCAGCUAAUUGCACAAAAGAUGCAUUGAUUCUUUAUGAUUCAAAUGAAGUAUUGGAGAAGAUUUGUGAAACAGGUGUUCCACCGCCGAAAUAUUCAUCAACCAAUUCAGUCAAGGUACAUUUCCACACGGAUCGUGGGAGGCAAGACAGCUUGUUCCAUAUGCAUUAUGAGGUUGUCGAAGGCAAGCCUGGUUGUGGUGGACUUUUGACGGAAGAAAAGGGAAAAAUACUCUUCACGGCAGACCUGAAUAGAUGUGUGUUUUUGAUCCAGCAACCUGUUGGAACUAGGAUUGAAAUAACUUUUGUAAAACAGGAACCAGAAGAGGGAAGUGCUUCGUUUAAGGUGCACCGGUCUUUGCUUACCAUUAGGCAUUUUUUGUAUGUUAUCAAGAUCUACGAUGGAAAGACUGAGGAUGACCCUGUUAUAUCUGACACUGAUGGAAAGUUAUCCCCUGGUAAUUGUACAUCGAAUGGAAAUUCGUUAUUGAUUGUCGCUCAAGUGGAAACACCUACUUGGUUUCGUCUUGGGUCUCUUCCAAAUGCCAUUGUGUUUGAGGCAAAUUUUAAACGAGUUUGUGGUUAUGAGUUGCGGGACGCAUCUGGUGGAACUAUAAAGACUCCGAACUAUCCCAAACCUUACUAUGAGGGAUUAGAUUGUGUCUAUUCUGUUGUGGGACCUCUUAAUUCCGUCGUUCAUUUACGCAUAACUGACUUUGAUUUAUCGGAGUAUGAUGAAGGCUGUGAUGAUGGUUCUGAUUUCAUUGAGAUAUAUUAUUCACUAAACGGACCACCUCAACGUCACUGUAAAGGUGGACAGAUGCAUGUCAUUGCUCCAAGUAACUACCUUGACUUGGGCUUCCAUUCGAAUACUAAUCCCCAGAAACGUAGGGGCAUAUCAGCAGAAUAUAAUUUUGAGCAAAUUGGUUGCGGUGGUGUACUUCGAGAAGCUGUAGGCAGUUUUGAACUUUUGAAUCCUUCAAGCCCCACCAACUCGUAUUGUGAGUGGAUCUUAGAAGCACCUGAUUCAAAUGUUAUUUCAUUGGAUCUUACAUACCGUCGAAGUGGAACUAAAUGCGCUUCAGGUGAAGUUGAUUUGAAGAUUUUCCUCAACCGAACUGGAAGUAAUGAUGGACGUUUGGUUGAAAGCCAUUGUGGUGAUGAAAAAAGGAUUGUAACAAUCUUGCCGUCAAAUAUAGCUACAGUUUUUCUAAAACUAGUACCGCCAUCUAUUGGAAAUGCUGUGACAUAUGGAAUUAGAGCAAACUACACAUUUACUCCAAGAUCAUCAAGUUGUGGAGGAAAUUAUAGUUUGCUUUCGGGAUCAAUUCAAUCACCUGGCUGGCCAGAUGAAUAUUUCGAAUCCACAGACUGUAUUUGGGUCAUACACGCCCCCUUGGGUAAUAAAAUUGAACUAAUUCCAAGAAAUUUCUCCCUCGAAACAAAUUACAAAGAAUUUUGUCAUGAUUAUUUAGAAAUAAGAAAUGGCAUGACAGAGGCGUCUCCAUUGAUUGGAAAAUUCUGCGGUACUGAAAUUCCACCGCAUAUUCCCUCGUUUACCAAUCAUCUUUAUCUACAUUUUCAUUCGGAUUCCUCACUUAACUACCCCGGUUUCGAUAUUACCUUUCAACAGACCUCGACAGGUUGUGGAGGAUCACUUACUUCUCAUACAGGAUCAAUAGCUUCACCACAUUAUCCAGAACUAAGUCGUGGACCUGUUCAAUGUGAUUGGAAGAUCACAAUUAGCAAAGGUUCUUCAAUCGAUGUUCGAAUUACGAAAAUCGGGCCAACUGCAAAUUUAUGCUCAAACGAUGUUCUAACUAUUUAUGACGGUCCUGACAGUUUGUCCAAGAAAUUAUCAAUCAAUUGCUCCUCCGAUGGAGACAUUAGUCUAAGCUCAAGUAAAAAUGUGAUUUUUAUUCGAUAUGUUCUGCCAGAUGACGGAGCAGCUGAAGAUCAACAAUUUUAUCUCGAAUAUCAAACCAAUUGCCAACAAACCUUAAAUUCAGUUGAAGGUGUUAUUGAGUCACCAAAUUUCCCAAGCAACUAUCCUGACUCUCUUAAAUGUGAGUGGACAAUUGAAGGUCGUAAGGCUGAGACCAUUUCAUUGACUUUUUCACAUUUCGAGCUUGAAGCUCUGGAUCUACAGUGCCGGUAUGAUAAAUUCGAAGUUAUCGAUAUGAAAGGGGAAGAUGUUUUACAAAGUCACAAAAUCUGUCGAGAUCCGGCGGGGCUUUUAACUUCGGAUGGGAAUAAAUUAGUGGUCAGGUUUACAACGGAUUCACACAAUAAUGGAAAUGGCUUUCGAUUAGAGUACAAACGGAACGGAUGUGGUGGAUACAAGAACAGUCAUUGGGAUGAUUUUGAAACUCCAAACUAUCCUUAUAAUGUUAAUGUCGAUUGUGAGUGGUUUAUAGAAGCUCCGGCUGGAUGGCAAAUUGUCUUAUAUGUAACGGAAGUUCAUAUCGAAGGUGGUGAUAUAAAUUGUUCAACUAAUGGAUUGAUUGUUAAAAGCGAAAAAAACGAUCCAAAAAAUCUACUCAAAACGUGUGGCAUUCAAACGGAAGUAUCAACAAUAACAUCACAAGGAAGCACAAUGUACGUUCGAUUUUACUCGAAUUCUGUUCGAUCAAGAAAGUAUAUGAAGGCAUCUUUCCGAAGAACACAAGGAAAAUGUGGUGGUGUAAUUCACAACCAAGCCGGUGAAUUAUAUUCACCGAACUAUCCAAACAACUAUUCAUCAAAUACAUAUUGCGAAUGGAUGGUAACCCUGGGAAGUGAAAGGUUUAAACUUUCCUUUGAAUCUCUAGAAGCUCAUCAAACUAAUGGAAACGAAUGUGCAAAUGGAUUACUUGAUGUUUACGAUGGUUUAAAACGCGACGAGGAAAGGGUGCUUUUAGGCCGAUUUUGUAAUGAUGGUAUACGUCGAUCAUUAUACCACACUUUUAAGGGCAUUAUGAAUGUGAUAUUUAAUUCAGCAAAUAAGCCACCUGGCAAAGGUUUUAUAUUCAAGUAUAAAAAGGUUAAGUGUGGCGGUCUUUUAGUCAAGGAAGAGGGAACCUUCAGAGCAAGAGAAGAGGAUGGGUAUUGUUCUUGGUGGAUUUCAGUUCCAGAAGAAUCUCGAGUCACAGUAUCCUUUUCUAACGUUCAAUGUCACUGUGAUGGACUAUACCCAGAAAAAUGUGCAGAAAAUCGUGGUUUAAUGAUUAAAAUAUCAGACAGAGAUUAUACCCACAUCUGUGAAGCACAUCCACCUGAUUUGACCCUAACCACCUCCUCGAUGAUUGAUUUUUAUUCUCAACAUAUGUCAUACACUGCAAAAUAUACUCGCACUGGAACUGCUUGUGGAGGUGACUUAACUUCAUUGCGUGGUUCAUUGGCAUCUCCAUUUUAUCCAGAAUCAUAUCCAUCGAAUGUGGAAUGUAUUUGGAUCCUAAAUGCACCAUCGGGAAAUUAUUUAGAAUUGACAUUUGAUCAAAUGAACAUAACCAAUUCAGAGAAUUGUAAUCAAGACUAUUUAGAGAUUCGUGAAACAUCAAUCACUGGAAGAUUGCUGUGUGUAUUUUGUUCUAAUGUUUUACCGACGGAUAGUUUUCGAGGAUUCGAAAGAAUUUGGAUAAAAUUCCGAAGUGCCGAAGGCAGCACUGGAUUAGGAUUUAGACUAUCUUGGACAAAUUCACAAUUGAACGAAGUCAGUGGAUUUAAAGGGAAAAUUGAAUCACCGUCGAUUGUGUCAAUAAGAUCUGAAAGAGAACCAUUCCAAUGGAGGAUAACAGUACCGAGAGAUUAUCUUAUUUCGUUAACUUUUAAAGAAUACAAUGGUGGCUUGCAGUUAUUUGAUGGUUUUGACAAUACUGCUUUACCAAUUGAAAUCCAACUGUCACCGUGGCAGGUAACAUCGAGUAUGAAUGUCAUUUAUUUCAUGACAGAUAAUCAAAUGCUCGAUCAAUUCAUCAUUGAAUGGAAAGCAAUAUCCAAAGAUGUAAUAACACAAAAUCUACCAAUUAAUACCUGCAAUGAAACUCUACAAAUCUCGUAUAGAAGUACAGUGACAAUUUCAUCACCAGGCUAUCCAACUGGCUAUGAAAAUAAUUUACAAUGUCAAUGGCUUAUCAAGCCAGAUCAUCCAACAAGACAUGUUGUAGCUAAACUUUAUGAUGUUCGUUUAGAUAAAGUUGACAAUUGUCAAGCUGAUUAUUUGAAAGUAUUCAGCUCAAAUGAUUUACUGAGUUGGCAUGAAGAACUUAAAAUAUGUGACAGCCCUUCAAAAGGACCUAAUCCAAUAGCUAUCAUCCAUGGAACUCCAUAUCUUAAAUUACAACUUACAACCGAUUCGUCACUAAAUGCAACUGGUUUUACGUCGAAAGUGUUCACAACUUGUGGUGGUAAUUUGACAAAUUCAAUUGGAAGAAUACUUGACACAGAUAUUGUGAGUCCUGACAAUGAAUGGUACUUACAAAAUUGUACUUGGCACAUUGAAGUUGGCACAGGUAGAAAAAUUCAAUUUACAUUCAAUUUCCCCAAGAACAUGAGUCAACAUUCAUCUGAUCAAUGUGAGAAUUAUGCUCUAAUACGCGAUGGCGUAAAUGAUGGAGCGCCUAUUCUUCCUCCAGGAAGAAUUUGUUCGAAUAAAGAUAUCAAUGGUACAAUAACUACGAACUCAAAUCGGGCUACGGUAAGGUACACCCUCAAACCGAGCAGUUCCUUUUACUUAUAUGAAACACCUAUGUGGAAUUUAACUUAUCGUGAGUACAGCCAGUGUAAUGGCGAAGUACGCCUGACAUCAUACUCACCCUCCGAGUUAAUAAGCUCACCCAACUACCCGAACGUUCCCGAUCCACACACAGAGUGUAUUUGGAUAAUAAUAGCGCCACCUGGUGAGACAGUUCAAGUUGAGUUUGUUGGCAAUUUCAACAUGAACAUGCGACAAUGUUCAAAGGAAUUUAUUGAGUUCCGUGAUGGAGCAACAGAAAUAGCAAGAAGUUUAGGCAAAUAUUGCUUCAAACCAGGAAAAAUUCGAUCGUCAGAUAAUAUUCUUCGCAUGCGCUACCUUACCGACAUCGCAGAACCACGCAAUGGUUUCAAAGCUAACGUUUCCUUAUCGACAUGUGGUGGAACAUUUACCCAAUACAAUGAUUUUAUAACAUCGGCGAAUUAUCCAGCCCCGGGUGGAUAUCCGGCGAAUUCAAUAUGCGAAUAUGUCAUAAAAGUCUCCUCAACUUUUAGUUUCAAUUUAGCAUUCAUUGACAUUGAUCUGCCAUUCGAUGCAGCGAAUUUGAAUAGCUCCGAUCAGAUAAGAAUCUACCAAAUUGUCGAAGGUGAUUUGCAAAGAGUUGAAAAUGAAUUGGCAGUUAUUUAUGGCAAUACAACUACACCGACAGAUAUUAAAAUUCACAUCAACGAAGUGCUAAUUCGAUUUUACAGUUUUAAGGCGAAUUCAAAGUUCCGCGGAUUCAAAAUAAAAUAUGAUCGCUUAUUUAAUGAAUGCUACAAGGAUGCUUCGGGUGACCAUGGUGUCCUGACAUUAAGCAGCAUGACACCAAGGCGAAAAGCAAUGUCAGUAAUAUGCCGGUGGCGGAUAACAGUUCCCAAGGGCAAGCGGGUUAAGUUGGAUGUGAUUGAUUUCGAUGGAGGAGUUCAAGAGUCUGAUUUAACUAAAAACUUUACGGCAACCUUUUCCAAUGAUGUCUUUAUGCUCUCACGCAUCACAAUGGUUAAUUUGAACAACAUAACAACAUCCACGUCGAUAAGUUCUUCGGACAAUAAAAUGUUUGUUAAAAUUUUGGGAGCUUACACAGCGAGUUUGCGACGCGUGAAGUUUGAGUAUUCAUCAAUAGAAGAGUCAAACUGUCCCGAUGAUAUUACAGAAGACAGUGGCUCUUUUUCGGUUGCGAAAUUAGGUUCCACAUCGACUUUUUAUUGUUCUUUUUAUUUUAAAUUAAAUGGCGCCCAAACGAUGUCUUUCAAUAUUUCUCGCCUGAAUGUUGAAAUUCAUCGGCGCUCAGCAUAUGCGAUGUAUUUCAAAGAUGAACGAACUUACGAAUCGAUUCGUUUUUUUAGCAAAAACCUCACCAACAGUGUCUUGGCUAUUUCACCUAAACGUGGCUCUAUAAACAUUCUCCAGAAUGAUGUAGUUCGGAUUAAGGAACUCGAAGUUUAUUAUAAGAAAAUUCCAUGUGGAGGUGAAUAUCGUUUAGGUCAAAGGUUCGAGAUAACAAUGCCAAACUUAACAGCAGAAUAUGGCAGUCUUAAUUGUGCCUGGCAAUUCUAUAUAACCACGAAUAAAAAUGGCCACGAUUUAACGGCGAAUUUCAGUUUUGUGCUGCCUUGCAAAGACGAAUUUGUAACAGUUCAUGCCGGACGUUCAAAUGAAAAUUUAGAAAUUGCCAAACUUUGUCAAGGCCAAACGUUCAACACAGUUCGUCUGAAUUCGCUGCAUAUUUAUGUUCUCUAUCAUACAAAAUCAUACAACCCCAACAGUCAAAUGCGAAUAGUUUUUGAGCGAACUUCAAAAUGCAGCGAAAAGCUUAAUUUUGAAGUAUCAUCUACGGAAUCUUUGUCUUUCACUGCGACUGACUACAAGAACAAUCUCAAGUGUGUUUGGGAUGUGCAAGCGAGUGAAGGCUACUACUUGCAAAUUAAAUUUAGUGGACGUUUCUUCAUUGAAGAAAGUCAAAAUUGUACCAAGGACUUUCUAGAGAUAAGAAAGUUUGAAAACAACGAUUGGGUAUCGAUGCCAAGGUAUUGUGGUAGGAAUCUACCAUCUUCAAUAAAUACGACUUCAUCGAGACUUCAGUUGGUCUUCCAGAGUGACGAAGCGAAUACUGGUGAUGGGUUUAAUUUGUCCAUCAAAAAAACCUGCUAUGCAGUAUUUAAUGUCACGAAUGAGCAUCAAGUUAUUAAAUACCCAACUGGAUGGAGCGAUACCAGACAGAAUAUGUCUUGUGAAUAUCUCCUCCAGAACACCGAUCCUGAUAAGUACAUACAAGUGCAAUUUACAAAAUUUGUCAUUGACCACAGGAGCCGCUGUAAUUUGGCUCAUCUGAGCGCUGAGAUACGCUCCUCGAACAGGUCUAAAAAUGAAAUGGGACCAUAUUGCAUAAAAAAUGCUCUAAGCGAAUUAAGAGCCAAGGAGUCUAUUUUGAUAAACUAUGAAGCGAUAUUGGAAAUAGGAGACUAUGAAAUGGAAUUCUUCUUGGACAGUUGUGGCGGCGAAGUUAGAAGACCCAUGUGGAUAUCAAGUAUGAGGAACGAAGCAGGUGAUGGUUAUGCCAAUAACAUGAAUUGCAUAUGGAAUAUAACGGCUCCAGUGGGUCAUAAUAUUGUGAUUCACUUCAAGUACUUGAUUUUGGAUCAAAAUUUUUAUUGCACACAGGAUUAUGUUUCAAUUUACAAAGGUUCCCAAAUGAACAUUGACAAUCUUGAGGCGAAACUUUGUGGCAAUAUUACAAUUGACCCACCAAGUUUCCAUAUUGAAAGCAAUUCAGCAGUUUUGGCAGCAAUUUCUGACUCAUCCAUAACAAGAGAUGGAUUUUCAGCUCAGAUAAUGUUUAGCAAAGCAUGUGACGAGCGAAUUACGCUGACAGAAGCCAAUUCGCCAGUUGAUAUUGAUAGAAAUUUGACAGUUGUCAGUGGCGAAGUUAUGAGUUGUAAUAUUCGUGCAAUGGCGCCACCUGGUUUUAGAAUUGAAAUUGAAUUAAAGGAGUUAAAUAUAAGUAAGCAUAAUCAAUCAUGUGGUGCAGUGUGUGAAAAAAGCUGUGAGAAUGUAGAAAUAGUUGACAGCUUAAAAGCUGACAGUUUAGUUUUGGGAAGAUACUGUUGGGUAGGAGACGUCAAGCCGAAGCUUAAAUCUUCCUUUGAAGAUGUUGUGAUUAGAACAAACUUCGAACAGCCGGGAAUUCAUCUAUUCAAAGUAAAUCUUCGCCUAGUUCUAGCAGAUUGUGGCAAUCAAAGCCAAAUUUAUUUGGGGGUUGACGCAAAUAGCAUUACAAUUCACGCUUUGCUAGGAUCAAAUGGUUUAUAUCUACCCAACACUCAUUGCUAUUUGAAAAUUACUUCAAAGUUUGAUUUUGAGCUUAAAUUGACCGAUUUUAGCCUUCAAAAUAAAUCCGAUGUAACUGGCAGAUGCUUGGAUUAUGUUCUCAUAAAAAGUACAAAGCAAUCGUAUCCACAACAUUUAAUUAGUGAGCUUUGUGGUGUUAUUCCACCAUAUGUCAUCAAAGUUGAGCGUCCUCAAUUUGUCGCUGAGGCUGAGAUAACAUUUCAUAGCGAUGAAAAAGUUGAGUCUACUGGAUUUAAAAUGACAGCAAGAACAAUAAAUCUUUGCAAUCGAACAUAUACUCACACAUCUGGUUUGAUCAGUGGAGUUAUUACUAAUGAUUCUGGCUGUCAAAAUGACAUUUUACUACCAGAAAACUAUAUUGUAAAUUUGUAUAUUCCCGGCUUAUUCUAUUUAAGUGGUUCAAAUUCCUCCGAAGACUUUAUUCGAGUCAUUGAUAAAAAAACAAAUCGUCAAAUUUAUGAAGAUUUUAUGGAAACUAAUAGAGGUAGAAAGAUCUAUACGUCAACUGCUCAAAUCCAUUUAGACCUUAAGGCUUCCAGCGGUAUUGAAUUGCAGAUAUUUUACUACGCAAGUCCUAAGGCAACAUUAUUGGGUUGUGGUGGAAAUUUGGAAAUGCCAAUGUGUGUCGAUGGAAUUUGCUAA